Messenger RNA from Durio zibethinus, 1805 nucleotides. RefSeq names its product Ypt/Rab-GAP domain of gyp1p superfamily protein. Gene Ontology annotation, molecular function: GTPase activator activity; small GTPase binding. Gene Ontology annotation, biological process: regulation of GTPase activity. The record is from RefSeq and is a predicted model, not a curated record. NCBI's taxonomy places the organism in Eukaryota, Viridiplantae, Streptophyta, Magnoliopsida, Malvales, Malvaceae.
UUUAAGUUUCUCCUCAUCAUCUACUUGUUUACGUUUUUAACGUAUAAUUUGCAUAAUUUAGCCUUUUUUUUUCCUUUUAUUUUUUGAAAUUUUUUUUUAAUUCAAAGUCUAACGGUAAUUGUUUUAAUGAAAAAUGUUCAAUUUUUUUGUCUUGUAGUUUAUAACAUUAUAUCAUCUUUGUUUGUUUAGCCUUUUCCUGUCUUGGAUUGUACUUCCCUUGUUGUCUAUAACUAUUACUAUAAUGAAUUUGACACAUUGUUCUUAUUAGUUAAGUUUUUUCUAUAUUGAUUAUAGAUUGUGAUUACAAUUUUUUAUAAUAACUAUGGCAUGUGGUAUAUGCUCAUAUUCUUUCAAUCAUCAAAGUUGGUAUCUCUAUGCUUGGAUGGAUAUUAUGCUUUAAAUAUAAUUUUUAAUAGCUGCAGCCUGCAGCCUGUAGCAAGAUUCUGCCCAUAUAUGUGAUCAAACAUGUUACCAAUGCUUUACCAUGUCAAGGGAUAGGAAGUUAGAUGGUGGGCCUCUUGGCAUGUCAUUGCUUCUUUGAAAUAGUGAAAUGGAAAAGAGAAGAGUCAUAGAUGACUAUGAACCAGGACCAGUUCCUCCACAAAAACCCUUGGACAGAUUUGGUUUUAUAAAGCAGGAUGCUAGUAGCACUCCAGAAGGUUUAGCCAAGAGUAGAUUAAUUGUUGAAUACGAGAGGGAAGCUAUAAGAGUUAGAAAAUGGAGGAAAAUGAUUGGGGUUGGUGGGAAUGAUUGGAAACAUUAUGCAAGGAGAAAGCCUCAUGUCGUCAAAAGGCGUAUACGGAAAGGAAUUCCUGAUUGUUUAAGGGGUCUUGUUUGGCAGUUGAUCUCUGGCAGUCGAGACCUUUUGCUGCUGAACCCGGGAGUUUAUGAGCAACUUGUAAUUUAUGAGACAUCUGCUUCGGAACUAGAUAUAAUUCGGGAUAUAUCUCGCACCUUCCCCUCACAUGUUUUCUUUCAGCAGAGACAUGGCCCUGGUCAAAGGUCCCUUUACAAUGUUUUGAAGGCAUAUUCUGUGUUCGAUAGAGAUGUCGGCUAUGUCCAGGGAAUGGGUUUUUUAGCAGGUCUUUUGCUUCUUUAUAUGAGCGAAGAGGAUGCAUUUUGGUUGUUGGUUGCAUUACUAAAAGGGGCUAUUCAUGCUCCUAUGGAAGGAUUAUAUCAGGUGGGGCUGCCUCUUGUACAACAAUACCUGUUUCAAUUUGAACAAUUGGUGAGGGAGCACUUGCCAAAGCUGGGUGCACAUUUUAGCCAUGAGAUGAUAAAUCCAAGCAUGUAUGCUAGCCAAUGGUUCAUAACUGUUUUCUCAUACUCUUUGCCGUUCCCUUUGGCUCUUCGAAUUUGGGAUGUAUUUCUCUAUGAGGGUGUCAAGAUUGUCUUUAAAGUUGGUUUGGCCCUUUUAAAGUACUGCCAUAAUGAUUUGAUUAAAUUAUCGUUUGAGAAGCUCGUUCAUGCUUUACGUAACUUCCCAGAGGAUGCAAUGGAUCCAGAUACAUUGCUGCCCAUGGCUUUUUCGAUCAAGGUAUCCAGGAGCUUAGCAGAAUCAAAAAAUGAGUAUGAGAAGCAAAAUGGAAAGCUAAUGAAAUCUACAGAAUUGAUGGAGGUCCAUAAACAACUGCAUUGAAGGUCUCCAUGGCAGGGCAGGCUACCUGUACAUUCUUAUUCUCACUUUUUUUUUUUUUUUUUCUUUUUCAUUGUGUUAAUAAAAGUGUAAGCCAAAUUACCAACUUUUUUUUUUUUUAAUUGAUGUGUACCAAUCAUCCACAAUUGUUAUUUUCUUUCAUGAGUUG